AUGAGAAGGAUCAUAAGUCGUCUGGAAACUGAGACUGGAUUAGGCGGUACAUUAAACUGUGUCGAACAAGAAUUCUCAGCAUAUCAGAAAAAGACGAAGGAGUACCCUUUAAACAAAUGUUUCGAAAAUCCACCUGCAAUGAAACAAGAAGAUCUGGAUCAACUGGAUGAAUAUAUAAACCAACUAUUUACAUUGAAUCACUGGUAUGGUGUUCAUAGCACUUACAAGAAUCUAUACGAAACCCAAUUGAAGCUAUUGAGAGGCUAUUGA
Molecule: messenger RNA, 270 nt
Organism: Trichobilharzia szidati
Lineage: Eukaryota; Metazoa; Platyhelminthes; Trematoda; Strigeidida; Schistosomatidae
Source: the annotation of a GenBank genome assembly